UGGUUCCUGCACCUUCCAGAGCCCCUCUACUCUGUUUCUGUCUUUGCAGCAGCACCAGCCCACUCCCCGAUCCUACUGUCCGCUCAGCGCCAAGCUCAGAGCAGCUCCACAGGCUCCACAGGCACCAUGAGGAGCGCCAUGCUGUUUGCAGCCAUCCUGGCCCUCAGCUUGGCUUGGAGCGGGGCUGUCUGUGACGUGUCACAGGAGCAGGUGGUGCCUGGUGGGAGCCACAGUAAGGACUCGGAUCUCUACCAGCUGCCUCCAUCCUUGCUUCGGAGACUCUACGACAGCCGCUCAGUUUCUCUGGAAGGAUUGCUGAAAGUGCUGAGCAAGGCUAGUAUGGAUCCUAAGAAAUCAUCCCUUGCACAGAAACGUGACAUGCAUGAUUUCUUUGUGGGACUUAUGGGCAAGAGGAACAGCCAGCCAGACACUCCUACUGACAUGAAUGAAGAAAACACCCCCAGCUUUGGCACCCUCAAAUAUCCCCCCAGUGCAGAAUGAGCACUCCACUUCUGGACCCAGCCCAGACUGCAUCAUAAAGACACUAUCCCUGUCUCAAUCCUGGUGCAUGGCCUCCUAUUCCCUUCUCUUUCCUGUGCUUGGAACAUUUUUGCUUUGACUUUCAUUCCUGCCUGGCACACAAGCUGCAUAGUGAAUAACCUUAAUUCCCUGAGCACUGAUUAUAGAGUACAUAGACUGACUAUAGUUUCUGUAGUGUUCUGCAUUAAAAAUGCAACGUCUCUCUUUAACA
Messenger RNA from Nannospalax galili (Upper Galilee mountains blind mole rat), 751 nucleotides. RefSeq names its product tachykinin 3 (gene Tac3). The coding region runs from base 127 to 501 and encodes 124 amino acids. Gene Ontology annotation, biological process: positive regulation of blood pressure; tachykinin receptor signaling pathway. The transcript has 7 exons. Lineage: Eukaryota; Metazoa; Chordata; Mammalia; Rodentia; Spalacidae. The record is from RefSeq and is a predicted model, not a curated record.